UGUGUGUGUGUCGAGUCGACGCCAUUUCGUGUCCACUGGUUUCAAGGUGAUACGAGCAGCCUGCAUAGCUGUAAACGGAUCGUUACCUACUCAAGUAAAAACAGCGUUGACUUUUACUCAUUUUUAGUAUUAAGCUCCUGUUUUUGAAGCCACUUUUUUGAACAGCGGCAAAUCCUACACUGAUCUUUUUUUUUUUUUUUAAUGAACCUCAUCAAACCUUUAAGCAUGAGUCCAGAGAGCUGCAGCUGCAGUGUCUCUCACAGUUUAAGCACAGACAUUAAACCAACAUUCUCUCAGAGUCAGACAGGCAGGCAGACCUCCACCGACCCGCGUACAGACACAAUGGAUUGGUCGUCGUCCUCCACCUCCAGCCUGAUGGCCAGCAGCAACGUGACCAACAAGACCGACCCCCGCUCUCUCAAUUCCCGCGUCUUCAUCGGCAACCUCAACACCCUGCUGGUCACCAAGGCUGACGUGGAGGCCAUCUUCUCCAAGUAUGGCAAGAUCGUCGGCUGCUCCGUCCACAAGGGCUACGCCUUCGUCCAGUAUUCCAAUGAGAGGAACGCCCGGGCCGCCGUGGCCAGCGAGGACGGCCGCAUGAUCGUUGGACAGGUCCUAGACAUUAACCUGGCAGGCGAGCCAAAGCCUCACAGAUCCAAGACGGUGAAGCGUUCUGCGGGAGACAUGUACAGUUCAUCUUUUGAUUUGGACUAUGACUUUCAAAGAGAUUACUAUGAUAGGAUGUACUCCUACCAGUCUCGGGUGCCUCCUCCCCCUCCGCCCCUGUCCCGUGCUGUCAUCCCCUCAAAGCGUCCCCGGGUCAGUCUGAGUGGAGGAGGGAGCCGGCGAACCAAAACCAGCUUCUCCUCCUCUUCCAAAAGCAGCCAGAGGACCUCACGUACAAUGAAGGUAGAUGAUCUGCAGACCAUCAAGAGAGAGCUCACACAGAUCAAACACAAGGUGGACUACCUGCUGGAGAGCUUAGAGCGCAUGGAGAAGGACCACAGCAAGAAGUCCGAGAUGAAGAGCUCCAAACCAGAGCCCGGUGAAGUGUCCCCACUCCACUCGUCCACCUCCAGCAAGAAGGAGGACAGCCUGAAGCGGGACAGAGAGAGCCAGGAGCUCAACGACUCCGAGGAGGAGGGAGAUCUGCUGGAGGACGAAGAUGAGAUGAAAAGCAGAGGGAGAGAGGAGGAUGAGGAGGAGGAAGGCGAGCAGGAGGAAGGAGAGGACGACGGUGAUAGUGCCAACGGAGACGAGUCCUAAACACUACACAGGCAGACAGACACACAUGCACCAAACUAUUGUGUAUGAUUGUGUUUCCACACCAGACUUGUCCACAGUGGUCAUGUGUUCAUAUCUGCUGAAUUGACUGGACAUUUAUAUACAGUGUAUCGUAGAUAUUCCUCUCUGUCACAUAGAUACACAAAUUCAUAAAUAUGUCAAGCACUUGUUUCUGGACUUCCCAAUUUGACUUUCUUUUCUUUUUUCUAAUGUUUUUUUUUUUUUUUUUUUUAAUUUGAAUUUUAGAGACAUUUUCUGACACUGGAUAAAUGCAAACUCUGAUGUGUUACAUUUAGACAAAAUGCUAGGUCACUCGAGGAUAAAUGUAACGUAUUGUACGUUCGAACUCAGGGCUGUGAGCCUCUCCAGUAUAAAAAAAUGGAAAGCCCCCUAUCAGUUAUUGAUUUUAGAUGAAUGUGUUGUCUUGUUGCCAAAAAUUGAACAAAUUACCACUUAGCAGUGGCUGACAUUUAAACAAAAUUGGAUUAAAAAAAAAAUAUGCUCAGGUGCAACAGUUUGAAUAUAAGGACAUUCCUGAGACUAAAUACCAGACGUGGUAGUACAGCCCAGGCUUGAAACAACACUUAAAAUAUAUUCCUGAUCCAGCUGCUUUACAGAUGCCUCCUAACCAGCAGAUGGCAGCGUGUCAUAACAACUGUCCACACAAAAGACCAUAAGGACCUAUUUCUGUUGUUCACAGAAAAUCUUCAUAACGUGGGCAGGUACACAAUUUCAUGUCAAACUGUGCAAAUGCUCAGGCAAUAUCCUCACUGCUCUGAAAAUAGUUUUAUCCGUUGCAGAGGUGUCACGACCUCAGCCGACCUUGACGUAUAAUGCAGUGCUACUCCAUGUUUGUUUCUGUUUAUGUUCUGUUUGUCAUUCAGCUGCACUGGUGAAAGUGAAUAAACAUGUUUUCCAAGUUG
Molecule: messenger RNA, 2207 nt
Organism: Xiphias gladius (swordfish)
Lineage: Eukaryota; Metazoa; Chordata; Actinopteri; Istiophoriformes; Xiphiidae
Gene: hnrnpcb
Product: heterogeneous nuclear ribonucleoprotein C
Exons: 12
Coding region: 202-1266 (354 amino acids)
Cellular component (GO): nucleus
Molecular function (GO): RNA binding
Source: RefSeq, a predicted model, not a curated record